This is a messenger RNA of Penaeus vannamei (Pacific white shrimp), 1375 nucleotides long. Its product is annotated as chymotrypsin-2. NCBI's taxonomy places the organism in Eukaryota, Metazoa, Arthropoda, Malacostraca, Decapoda, Penaeidae. Gene Ontology annotation, biological process: proteolysis. The record is from RefSeq and is a predicted model, not a curated record. Gene Ontology annotation, molecular function: serine-type endopeptidase activity.
UUUGUGCCUUAAACAUGAGCGCGACAACAGUAUUCCUUUUUGCAGCCCUUUGUGUUUCCGCCGUGGCUGAGGCGCCCCUCUGGGAACUUACCCCGAUUCCUCCAGUCGAGGUCUCUGGUGAAGGACCUCCUCCUCCUGAGUCUUCCGAAGGACCUCCUCUUUCUGACCAGCGCAUCGUGGGAGGCAAUGAGGCAGAGCCGUACAAGCGCGGGUACCAGGCUGCUUUGACAUCAGGAAAAGGUUUCUGUGGGGGUGUUGUCAUCAGUAAACUGUUUGUCCUGACAGCUGCCCACUGCAUACCAGGCAAUAGGAAUGAGCAAAUGAAUGUAACUGUAGGCAUACACGAUCUAAAGGUGAAGGAGAAAUUUACCCAGCGGAUUCCCGUUGCAAAAGCAUUCGUUCAUCCGGACUAUUACAGUGGACGCCAGGGCCCAAUUAAUGACAUUGCUGUCCUAAAACUAGAACAGGAAAUUAAGAUGACUGAUAAAGUUUUUCCUCUCAAAUUGCCGACUCAUCCAGUGAAAGCAGAUACGCCUGUGGUGGUCACCGGUUGGGGAAGAACCAUGUCGGAAGAUAAUAAAAGGCUGACUACUCUCCAAGAAAUAGUUACCCGGAUCAUGACUGCUCAGAGAUGUAAGCAGCAGGUUCCGUUCGCGGGCGAAAGCAUAUUCUGCACACAUGCAACGAAUGUUAGCCCCUGUAAUGGCGACUCAGGGGGUCCAGCGAUGCACGAAGGAUAUCUCGUGGGCCUCGUUUCCUUCGGUGCGAGGGGUUGUACCACAAACAUCCCUCAAGGAUUUACUAGUGUUUAUUAUCAUCUCAAAUGGAUCGAGCGCGCAAUGCACCCUAAUUACACGGAUCUCAAUGGAUGCGGUAUUUUGGAUCUGUCUUUAGUACUUAUUGUAUUGGCUCAACUAUUUCUGUACCGGAUAUAGGGGUGUUUAUAUUUAUUCUGUUCACCAAUGCAUCCUUUGUGUGUUUAUUAACUAAAUAUACAUAGUCGAUAAAUAUUUUUAAUCCUUUCCCUGAUACGUUCGUCAUUCGGCGACUGCACUGAGGGCUUGUUACGUGCGUCGAUGUACGCACGUAAAAAAAAUGCUCUAUAAAACCUAGCUCAUUUACUGGAUUGUUGCAUGGCUCUGCAUGGACAAAGCCCUUGUUGUAGGGGACAAAAUCAUUAUAUUUUUUUGUAGAUACCCAUCAAUGUAUUUCAAAAUGUAUUAGAAAAACUCACAUGCAAAUAAGCAGUACGAUUACUGCUUCAUUUCGUAAGAUUUGGCAACUCAAGAUGAGCCGCAUCUAUACUGUCAAUCAAACCUGACCUCAGUAGGCAGUGUCACCUUUCUUAGGUAGCGCUCAGCCGCGCGCGACCUUA